AUGACGGAAGCCAAGGAAAAGACAACUACACCAUACAUGACAAAAUACGAACGCGCAAGAGUUUUGGGCACUCGAGCGCUUCAAAUUAGUUUAAACGCACCCGUCAUGGUCGAUCUGGAUGGUGAAUCGGAUCCGUUGGUGAUUGCCAUGAAGGAACUGCGGGAGAAGAAGAUUCCCUUGGUUGUACGGCGGUUCUUGCCAGAUGGAACGUAUGAAGAUUGGCACGUAAAAGAGUUGAUUGUAGAGUAA
This is a messenger RNA of Zychaea mexicana, 249 nucleotides long. RefSeq lists its product as uncharacterized. Gene Ontology annotation, molecular function: DNA binding; DNA-directed RNA polymerase activity. Gene Ontology annotation, cellular component: RNA polymerase I complex; RNA polymerase III complex; nucleus. Lineage: Eukaryota; Fungi; Mucoromycota; Mucoromycetes; Mucorales; Lichtheimiaceae. The transcript is spliced from 2 exons. Gene Ontology annotation, biological process: DNA-templated transcription. The coding region runs from base 1 to 249 and encodes 82 amino acids. The record is from RefSeq and is a predicted model, not a curated record.